Molecule: messenger RNA, 515 nt
Organism: Capsicum annuum
Lineage: Eukaryota; Viridiplantae; Streptophyta; Magnoliopsida; Solanales; Solanaceae
Product: calpain-type cysteine protease DEK1-like
Exons: 3
Coding region: 44-400 (118 amino acids)
Source: RefSeq, a predicted model, not a curated record
GUUUAAUCUAAUGUUUCUAGCGGUUCUCGAUAAUUGAUGUCAAAUGCAUGUUUCUCUUUCAGAUAAGGCUUUUGUUGGUUACUUCUCAUUUCUUUUGCUCGUAGCUGGAAGGGCAUUAACAGUCCUUCUUUCACCUCCUAUAGUAGUCUACUCCCCAAGGGUGUUGCCUGUUUAUGUUUACGAUGCUCAUGAGGACUGUGGGGAAAAUGUCAGUGCUGCAUUUCUUGUGCUCUAUGGCAUUGCAUUGGCUAUUGAGGGCUGGGGUGUGGUUGCGAGUUUGCAAAUUUAUCCGCCAUUUGCCGGUGCUGCUGUGUCAGCAAUUACACUCGUUGUGGCCUUUGGCUUUGCUGUCUCUCGUCCAAGUUUAACACUUGAGGUUUGCUUAGAUAUCUUGGAAUAGUUGUACUGAUUGAGCUAUAUAGACUUACUUUUUCUUUUGUGUCUGUUUGGUGUCUUUAUCAUGAACUCUUUAUACUGUAGUCAACAUGGUAACCUUGGAGAUGAGUUUUCAUAAA